Molecule: messenger RNA, 276 nt
Organism: Penicillium canariense
Lineage: Eukaryota; Fungi; Ascomycota; Eurotiomycetes; Eurotiales; Aspergillaceae
Exons: 1
Coding region: 1-276 (91 amino acids)
Source: RefSeq, a predicted model, not a curated record
AUGCCCUCCAAACCAGACCAGCAGCGCCGCCUCUUCAACUUGUCCCAAGACACGAAGCCUGCCUCCAGGUCGAGCGAGCCCAGCUCCGGCAAGAACCAGGCCCAGCAGAGCGAGAGUGCCAAUAUGGGCCCCAACCAGUUGUUGGGCGAGCACAUGGAUGCGACCGGCAACCCUGUGCUUGACCCGCCAACGCCGACGAAGCAGGGCAAGGGCAACCUGACCGAGGAGCCUGACUUGUUCGAGGCGAUGAAUGCGGAAACGGCAGACUUUGACUAG